AUGGGAUCAGGUAGCUCACCUUGUGCUUCCUGCAAACUUCUGAGACGACGCUGCACCAAAGACUGCGUGUUCGCCCCUUAUUUCCCCCCUGAUGAUCCUCACAAGUUUGCCAUUGUUCACAAGGUUUUUGGUGCUAGCAAUGUCAGCAAGAUGCUACAGGAGCUUCCUGUACAUCAAAGAGCAGAUGCAGUAAGCAGUUUAGUGUACGAAGCAAACUCGAGAAUGAGAGAUCCUGUUUAUGGGUGUGUUGGAGCAAUCUCUUAUUUGCAGAAUCAAGUGGCGCAACUACAAAUGCAAUUGGCUGUGGCUCAAGCAGAGAUUUUGUGCAUUCAGAUGCAACAAGAACCUCCUAAUUUGCAGCCUCAAAUGGUUGAACCACCUGCUGAAAAUUGUCUUCUUUUUGCCAGCAAUAACUUGGAUCAUAACCUACAACAAUACCUCAGCUUUGCUUCUUCUUCUUCUAGCAGUUCUAUAGUGCAAGACUCGGUGAAAAUAGAGUCUCUUUGUGCUGUCGAUCCCUCCGGGGAUCAUUUCGUCCCCAAGGGGAGCCCAACAUACAUGUUCGGAAUGUAG
This is a messenger RNA of Fraxinus pennsylvanica, 573 nucleotides long. NCBI's taxonomy places the organism in Eukaryota, Viridiplantae, Streptophyta, Magnoliopsida, Lamiales, Oleaceae. The record is from the annotation of a GenBank genome assembly.